Messenger RNA from Macadamia integrifolia, 327 nucleotides. RefSeq lists its product as uncharacterized. Bases 1 to 327 code for a protein of 108 amino acids. NCBI's taxonomy places the organism in Eukaryota, Viridiplantae, Streptophyta, Magnoliopsida, Proteales, Proteaceae. The transcript has a single exon. The record is from RefSeq and is a predicted model, not a curated record.
AUGUUACUCCUAACGGCAAAACAUCUAUCUACAGUUCUUGAGGAGGAAGCUCCUGAAAAAUCCACCGGUAUUGACUAUGAUCAACAUGAGGCCUAUGAGUACUUCCACUCGAUGUAUUUUAAGGUCAUACUAUACAUUCUUAGAUUGAUUGACAAAUCGAUCUCUGACUCUGUAAAAGGCAUAAUCUCUCUUAAGGGUAUGAUGAAUAAGCUCAAGGAGCUUUUUAGUCAGACUAACAUGCACAAGUAUCAUGAGCUCGUUGGUCUUAUCUAUAAUACCCAGAUGACGGUAGGGACUCCAGUAAUUGAUCAUGUGAUGAAAUUGUGA